UGACACUGGCAUAUCGCUGUGUGAAAAUGCAAUGUUGAUUGUGAAAUCUGAAAAUCUCGUUUGUUGAUUCGAAGUGAUUGUGCUCAAGUUUGAUACUCGGCCUUAUAAAAUAUUUUGAAUAAAGAGAAUGCCGCCGAGUAGUUUACGAGUCGUGUACGCGUUCGCAAGAGAAAUGCACCCAAAAACGACCGACAUUUUUAUUCAAUACGGUACUGCCGGAUUCCGCACAAAAGCCAGUCUACUUGAACAUGUAGUCUAUCGCAUGGGACUACUUGCUGUUUUACGAUCGAGGUGUAAAAAUGGUCGUACGAUCGGAAUGAUGAUCACAGCUUCACAUAACUUAGAACCAGACAAUGGCGUCAAAUUAAUCGAUCCUGAUGGUGAAAUGCUCGAAGAAAGUUGGGAAGAGAUUGCUACAAGGCUCGCUAAUGUCAGUGACAAUGACUUAGAAUCAACAACUGAGCAAAUCAUCAAACAAGUCAACGCCGACAUGGCACUGAAAGCCAGUGUCUACAUUGGAAUGGACACCAGGUACACAAGUCCACGUCUGGCUGCCGCGGCCGUUCACGGUGUAAUGGCUUUGAAGGGGACCGCUAAAGAGUUUGGUAUUGUCACUACCCCCAUUUUACACUUUUGUGUAAAAUGUCGUAAUGAUAAUACAUAUGGGACGCCUACGGAAGAAGGUUAUUACGAAAAAAUCGUAGGCGCAUUCAAAAGUAUUCGCCAGAAGUUACCGGUCUGUGGUAAUUACAAUACCACAUUAUACGUGGAUGGUGCAAAUGGUGUUGGAGGGAAGAAAUUAAAUAUAAUUAAGAAGACAUUGGACGGUGAACUCGACUUAGUCCUGUACAAUUUGGGCGGAAAUGGCGGAAAACUUAAUUUAAAUUGUGGCGCAGAUUUUGUGAAAGUAUCACAGAAGCCGCCAGUGGGCGUUGAACACGUUCCUUACCAACGUGUAGCCUCUUUGGACGGAGAUGGAGACAGAAUCGUGUAUUAUUAUGUUGAUGACAGUAACAAUAUGCGACUAUUAGAUGGAGAUCGCAUAGCAACAUUAUUAGCCAGUUACAUAACAGAACUACUUAAAGGGUGCGAUGCGCACUUACGAUUGGGUUUAGUGCAAACAGCGUAUGCGAAUGGCGCCUCUACCAAAUACAUUACUGAGGACUUGAAAGUACCAGUAACGUGCGUAAAGACGGGUGUAAAACAUUUACAUCACGCAGCUUUAUCCUAUGACAUAGGAGUGUAUUUUGAAGCCAAUGGACAUGGGACUGUAGUGUAUAGUGAUGUCACGAAAAAUACUAUAGCUAAAAUUGCUCAGGAGGGUGACACGGAACAAAGAAAAGCGGCUCAAUUAUUACUAAGUUUCAUCGACUUGACCAAUGAGACUGUCGGAGAUGCAAUUUCUGAUCUUUUCUUGGUUGAAACAGUACUUUGUGCCAGAGGACAUGACGUCAGACAGUGGAUGGAGAUAUAUAAUGACCUACCCAGUAGACAGUUGAAGGUUACAGUUGAGGACCGCAAUGCUAUCAAAACAACGGACGCGGAACGAAAGUGUACGUCGCCGGAAUCGUUACAGGAACGUGUAGAUGCGUUGGUAUCUACGUACACCAGCGGGCGUGCGUUCGUACGUCCGUCCGGUACUGAAGAUAUUAUACGGGUUUACGCCGAGGCUGAUACGCAAGAGUCUGCAGAUAAAUUAGCAGCGGAAGUAUCUCAGGCAGUUUACGACUUAGCAGGUGGAGUUGGGGAUAGACCGACUAUAUCAGCUUAAGAACUGCGAUAAAGGGAAACCUGCUGUGGAAAAUUCUUAAUAUCAGGUUAUUUUAGAAAUGAACCUCAUCACAGAAUAAGAAAAUUUAUUUUACCAUACUACUAAAUAAUUUGUAGUGGAGGACAAGUUAGAAUAAAAUUAGUUUAUAAUAAGAAUAUAUUUUAACCCUGCCUGGGUAAAAAAGACGUAAAAUUGUGUUCUUUUAUGUUAAGUAGGGUACAAAAUUACUUUUUUUUAUUAUAAAUAGUCUACAAUCACAAUUGUGGUGGCUUUUCUAGCCUUUAAAAAGCAUUAAUUUAACUGAAAUGAAUAACUAUUUAUUUUGAUAUUAUAUAGCUGAAGAAUUUGUUCAACGCGCUAAUUUCAGGAAAUGUUUCGAAUUGAAUAAUGUUUUUGUGUGUGAUAGUCCAUUUAUCAAAGAAUUAACGCGGAUAAAAUCAGGGCAAUUAAUAAAGACUUUAAUACAAUUAUUAAUUAUUAACAUUCUGUUUUAUUAUCAAAAUCACCGAUAACUUUAAGUUAAAUCCUAUUGUUUUAUUCUGGACCAAAUGUUUAGUUGAAUCUAGACAAAAGUGAAUAUUUUUAAAAUUAUACACUAUAUACUUUAAUUUAAGUACUAUUAAAAAACAAUUGGAUUUCAAUUUUUACUUACUGUCUGAAUAAUUUAGUGGCAGCUUUUUGUCAUGACAAAUAUGCCCGUUCAAUAUAUUAUGAGGAAUUCUUAAUCUCUGACAAAUUAUUUGCUUAUAUGUUUUAAUACCAUGUAAGCACCCAUAUUUUAUUUUUAAAGUUCAUUUGACUGUAUGUGUUAUAGUUUUCUAUCCAGGGUAGGAAGGAUAAGUUAUGACAUUUUACUUAUGUAAUAAUAGUCCAUUUAGGAGUAGCAUUACAAUAAAUUCUACAUGGAAUGGAACAGAUAAAUAUAAGCAACUUAAGUCACAAGAGAACGAGAACAACCAUUUUGUUUAAAGUAAAUGUAGGAUUAACAACUAACCGAAAGCUCUUAUUUGUCUAAUCCAUUAUUGUAUCUUUUUUGAAAGUAAUAGUUAUUUAAGUACCAUUAAGAGUGACAAACACAUGAUUAAUUUUUAGUAGCUAAUUGAUGCAUAAUUUGCUAUAGCUCUAAAUCAAUUAGAAUACUAGUCUAUUGAGAUUAAGUGUACAACAUUUAACUAGUCGCAAGAAAUUCUUGACAAAUGUUAAAUUGAGAUUUUUUGCACAAAGAAAAAAUUUAUUAAUUUGCCAGUUAGGUAAAUCAAUAAAAUUGCUCAUCUUUUGACUUGUAAUUAAACGCUUAAUAAAAUGUAUAAUGCUGCUAGCUUUUAUAUUUUAGUGAUUCAGAGCAAUGCAUUAGUUCCAUUAAUAAAAAUCUAUUAAUAGUUUUUUGGUAUCAUUAUAAGAGCUACUUACUUAGCUUUAUUAAAAAACUGCCAGAAUUUAAAAUUCUAUUGCUAGGGCCCAAUACAUUUUAUAAUGUACUGUGAUUGUAGUAUUGUAAUAAUUUUUCACCUUAUAAGCUCUCUGCACAAUUAACAUAUAAAAAGGAGAUUUAUAUCAGGAUUUGUGAAACCUUUAAACUCAUAAAGAUUUUACAAAAGUGAUUAUGUCAAUUAGCAGAGAUUUAAAUAACUUAAUUUGCAGUAGAGGUAUUUAUGUAUGACAUUUAUGGUAAAAAAUGUGCCAUUGUUAGAUGAGUGAUCUUAUUCUUUUGUUGUAAUAUUUCAGUCAGUUGGAGGUGCAUAAAUAAUAGUGCUGUUAUUGUUUUACGCAAAGGACUAAAUUAUAAAACAUCAGUAGUUGCAAACAUGGUUUAAAUCUCUGCUAGUUAGUUUUCUUGUAAAUUACUAAAAAGAUAUUUAAUUUUGUUUUUAAAAUCUGUUUUAAACCAAGAUUUUUUAGGUCUUGUUAAAAAGAAUUUGUAUACAUAUUAUAAAGUAUACAAUUUAAAAAUCCCCAAUUUAUUAAUGUUUAAUUUUAAAAGCAGCCAUUAUUUAGGAAUCGAUCAAAAGAAUACACUGGUUAUGAUAAUUAUUAUAAAAUUAAUUUACUUAAUCGAAUUUAUUUUAAAAUUAUUGAUUAUUUUAAUGCAACUAACCAAAUUUAAUGUAUAUAUAUACAUAUUGUAUUGUUUUACUAACAUUAUUUUGUUUGGUAACAGGUAAAAUAUGUAAUAUAAAAGCCAGUUUCAAAUUAAUUAUGUUACAUUAUUGAAUGUAUAAUUGAAUAUAUGAACAGAAAUUACAAUUUUUUAAGGAACAGGUCUCUUGUAUUGUAAAUUAUCUGAGCUCUUAUCUGCCUCCACUGAUAGCAAAUACGUGAAAAAUUUAACCAACAUUGAUAAAAGAUAUGAGAUAGAAAAUUUUAUUUAUGUAUAAAUAUAGCUUUAUCUUGGAUGUCAUGUAGAUUAUCUUUGGAUACUGUAUGUGUAUAAAACAAUUUUAUUAUGAGUAUUUUUAAAUUUUAGAUCUUGGACACUACAUUAGAAGCUACUACCAUUUUCAAAGAAAUCACACUUAAAUAAGUUAUUUUAAGAAAAUCUAAAAUUUCAGUUGCAUGCAAUAUUUUGUUGGAAAUGUUUAAUAAAAAUGUAUCACUUUAUGAAAAGCAUUGCAGAAAAUGUUUGUGUAUUUGUUAAAAUAUAUGCGUGAGGUUAACUGAUUCAUCUAUGUGCCUUUGUAAUUAAUUAUUUACCAUUACAUGAAUAAAUCUCUAACUAAG
Pieris napi is the source of this 4489-nucleotide messenger RNA. It is a transcript of the gene nst, whose product is annotated as phosphoacetylglucosamine mutase. The transcript has 13 exons. NCBI's taxonomy places the organism in Eukaryota, Metazoa, Arthropoda, Insecta, Lepidoptera, Pieridae. Bases 128 to 1771 code for a protein of 547 amino acids. Gene Ontology annotation, biological process: carbohydrate metabolic process; UDP-N-acetylglucosamine biosynthetic process. Gene Ontology annotation, molecular function: phosphoacetylglucosamine mutase activity. The record is from RefSeq and is a predicted model, not a curated record.